Messenger RNA from Fonsecaea monophora, 1593 nucleotides. RefSeq lists its product as hypothetical. The coding region runs from base 1 to 1593 and encodes 530 amino acids. The transcript is spliced from 3 exons. Lineage: Eukaryota; Fungi; Ascomycota; Eurotiomycetes; Chaetothyriales; Herpotrichiellaceae. The record is from RefSeq and is a predicted model, not a curated record.
AUGGUUGUUGUGUUGCGUACAAUUUUUCUCGGCCAGUGUACUGAUCCAUCAUAUAGGAUCCCCGUGCAGACUAACAGUCGAGUUCCAGGUCGAAAGUGCGAAGGUCCUGUCGGUCGCCACAUUCGCUUUGCGGAGGAUGAGAUAUCGCCUCCGAAGCAUCACGCCCUGCUAGCUGAGCUCUCCCUGCACACACCACAGCGGAGCCAUGAUGAACGGUGGGCCUUCAAUUAUUUCAUCUGGCGAGCAGCUCCAAUAUUUGCUGGAAUCGUCGAUGGGCCAUUUUGGCUCGAGUUGAUCCCUCGGCUUGCCCAGUCGUAUGCCUUUGUCUGGGACAUGGUCAUCACGAUUAGUUGGGCUUUUGAGCACGUCGAAUAUCGAGACCUGAGGCCUGUUUUCGACACAGGCGGCUUAACUACUACUAUUCUCAACGCCGAACACCGCCGCGCUUUAAAGUGGUAUUCUAAAGCUCUUGUAGGUUUUCGUCGCAUGCUCGAGCAAGGCGAGGCGGAUAAUGUCCAUGGUCUUUUGAGCUGCAUCCUGUUUGGCGCCUUUGAGUUCCAGCAGAGGAACAUUGGUAACGCACUACUCCUAAUGGACAAUGCGUACAAAAUGCUAGGCGAGAACCUCUCGAAUUCUCCGGCCAAGCAGAUUACCGGAGACACUGGCCUCGACGAGUUAUUGACGGCAUUUACCUCGCGAAAGGCCAUCCUUAUGGCCACCCUCGCUAUCCCAGAAUGGACGUUGCUUUCAGGACAACAUAUCUCGGGACCUACUAAUGUCAGGACUUUAUCUGUCCUCGAUAAAUUCAGAGAGCAUCUAUACAUGCUCAUGUACAAGGCCUACGAGGUUGUCCGGGUGACAGAUAUAUUAGCACACGAUGAUUAUGAGUUGAAGAAGUUGAGGCCGGCACAGCAGCGAUGUCUCCAAGAAUUGCAACGAUGGAACGAUGCCUUCUUACCUAUCUUGGCUAGCUUGCGAGAUACUGAGAAAAGGUGGAUGUGGAUUUCCUCUUAUCUCCUGAUGUACUGGGGUGUCAGUCAUGUUUGGCUAUCCAGCUGCCUGAGCCCAUAUGAGCUGUCUUUCGACGAAUACAUGGACGAAUUCGCGGCCAUUAUUCAAAACGCGGAAGACGUUAUCGACCACGGCGCAGCAGACGAGAUCAACGGCGCAAUAUUCACAGGAGAAGUCCAAGUUCUCCUACCACUGUAUUUCGCAGCUACAAAAUGCCGUAAUGCGCUUCUACGCAGGAAAGCUUUACGUCUGAUACGAAAGGUCCCUCCCCGAGAAAGUGUCUGGGCGGCCCUCGCGUCCCCGCGAGUGGUCGAAAAGAUGAUAGCUGUGGAAGAAGGCCACGACGAUUUCCUCGAACAUCCUUUAACAACCUCGAUCAUCUCCCUACCACCGGAGGAGCGCCGAAUACACUACGUUGCUAUUAUCGAGGGAAACGUGAACGAGGGCCGGCGGCACGUCAAAUUGCAGUGGCAUAAAGCUGUAUUCGGCGUCGACGGAUCAUUAAGAAUGGUAGACGAGAGUGUCUGGCUAGAAGACAUCGUCGAGAAUCCUCAGGAUCUAGCACUACCAGGCUCAGUGUGA